Peronospora matthiolae is the source of this 1941-nucleotide messenger RNA. NCBI's taxonomy places the organism in Eukaryota, Oomycota, Peronosporomycetes, Peronosporales, Peronosporaceae. The record is from the annotation of a GenBank genome assembly.
AUGGGUUGCCCCAUUACACAAGAUGUGGCCGAGCAGGGGCUCGCCACCGAGUGUGACGUGGAUGGACAAGAUUCCCCACGUGCGGACAUGAUGGUCGAACAGGGGUUCCUAUCGUCGCCUACUGUGGUCGAACAGAGUUUCCCACAUGAGCAAGACGUGGUCGAGCAGGGGCUCCCACACGAGUCUGUGGCGGUAGAGCAGGGGCUCCCGCAUCAUGCGUCGACGGACGAGUAUGGACUACUCUCGUCACGCGAUUUCAACGUCCUGGAUGAGGACAUCCAGCGUCUAGAGGGGGGUGCAGAUUUAACACCUGACUGCGGUUCGCCAGCUUCGAGCAUGGACUCGAAGCACGAUGGGGACGCAAGCUACGAGAACUCAGCGUUGGAAUGUGUCCACGCUAUUGUUCCACCUCGCGACGCAUCGUCGAUUACGAGCCUUCCAGGACUCUCCUGGAAGCAUUUUCUACGUGACCUCAAGGGAGGCACGGUGGAACAAGUAUGUCUGGUCACCAACGAGGUGAACUAUGAGCCGAAUGAGGAGCGAAAGACGCGCCCUCGCAGCGCUGAGCAAAGGUCAGCGCGCGAAGAAAGAUUAGCGUCGCAAUCUUGGGAGGCUCUGCGCGAGUCUGGUAACCUUGUUUACGACAUUGCACGAGAGUACGCCGAUGUGUUCCCGGACAAGAUUCCGGCCGAACUCCCUGCCGAUCGUGGCGUGCGGCACGAGAUUGAUCUCGUGCCAGGAUCGAAAUAUUGUGUGACACGCCAGUGGCCGUUGCCUCGAGACCAAGUCGAGGCUAUUGAUGCAUUCUUCGUAGGUCGUCGCAAGGCCGGUCAUGUGCGUGAGAGUGUCUCACCCCAUUCGAGCCCAACCUUCUGCGUGAAGAAGGCUACGGGAGGCUGGCGUAUAGUGCAUGCGUUUAACAAGAUCAACGAUGCCACUAUUCCUGCCCAAACGCCUAUCCCCAGGAAAGACAUGGUUCUAAACUCCAUGUCAGGUAGCGUCAUCUUCAGCGCCAUCGAUCUGACCGAUGGCUUCUACCAGAUAUUGAUGCGAAAGAGUGAAAUACCACUCACUGCGGUGUCCACCCCGAGUGGUAUGCUAUGGGAGUGGCUGGUGAUGCCACAAGGAUUGAAGAACGCACCAGCCACUUUCAAUCGCAUGGUAUCUCAAGUGUUGAGACCGCUUCGAGACUUUGCUCCUAGCUACAUCGAUGACAUUUUUGUCCACAGUCGCGCUGAUGGCAACCUUAGUGUUGUCCAAGUUCACCUUCAACACAUGAAGCAGAUUCCGGUGCUGGGCUGCUACGUGAGUAAAUCGGGUGUUCGAGCCGAUCCAGAGAAGGUGUCGUCAAUCUGUUCUUGGCCCACACCCAAGAACCCUACGGAGUUACGUCAAUGGCUCGGUCUAGCUAAUUACUUGCAUAAGUACACAAAGGAUUACGCCGGUUCUAUACAGCCCCUGUCGUCACUUCUGAAGAAAGACGCCACGUGGUCGUGGCGUCCCGAACAUCAAGCAGCCUUUGACGCAGUGAAGAAGAGCCUGGCGUUGGCGCCAGUGUUGAUACUCCCUGACGACACCCAGCCGUUUCACGUGGUGUGUGAUGCAAGUGACUUUGCAAUUGAUUGCGCCAUCAUGCAGUUCGAUCAUGAGGGCCGUGAACGAGACGUGAGCUACCAGUCACGACAGAUGAAACCGGCAGAGAAGAACUAUCCGGUUCACGAUAAGGAACUGCUAGCGAUGCGCUAUGCACUCAUCAAGUUUCGUGUCCACCUACUGGGCGAACGCAUGUUCGCCCUGUAUACUGAUCAUGCAUCGCUGCGAACAGCAAUGAAGAGCCCACACCUGUCACAGCGGAUGGCACGGUGGCUCUCUUUCUUUGACGGGUACAACUUCGUCGUGCACUACAAGCCAGGCAAGACCAAAAAAAAACAUUCUUGCUGA